Diplodia corticola is the source of this 5802-nucleotide messenger RNA. Its product is annotated as phosphatidylinositol 3. The record is from RefSeq and is a predicted model, not a curated record. Bases 1 to 5802 code for a protein of 1933 amino acids. Gene Ontology annotation, molecular function: 1-phosphatidylinositol 4-kinase activity. The transcript is spliced from 3 exons. Gene Ontology annotation, biological process: phosphatidylinositol-mediated signaling; phosphatidylinositol phosphate biosynthetic process. Lineage: Eukaryota; Fungi; Ascomycota; Dothideomycetes; Botryosphaeriales; Botryosphaeriaceae. Gene Ontology annotation, cellular component: cytoplasm; plasma membrane.
AUGCGAAACAUCCGCCGCAGCGCGCUCGAGAAGCUUGCUACGCUUUCUGCCGCGUCGCCAGCCCCCGAAUCUGGCAGUACGGACUUCAAGCGCCUGUAUCGACUAUGCCCGCCUCACGCGCAGGCCAAUGGCGGCCAUGACGAGCUCGAUGGUGCCCGCGGAGGUGCGGCGAGGGUGCCUAUGAGCUUGCCCGAACUCGAAACCCUCCUCGCUCUGUGCAAAGCUGCGCCCAAGGUCGUCGAUGUUGCAACCGCCGAACAGCUUCUAAACCAGCUCACCCCCUAUCUCCCCGAAUCGUUCGCCCAGGCCAUUGCGCCUUCGCCGUUCCUCCGAGACCUUGACCCCUCGCCAUGGGAGAUCUUGACCCAAAGCCUGACCUUCGCCAUCUUGUCUCUGGGAAAGAACCAUGCGGAACUUAAGGAGGUUGCCGUCGCAGCAGUGAACAAGUACGUGGCGGAGUGGUCGGCCUCCGCAAAGUCCUUGACCGGGGAGCAUAUGAACAAGGAGGAUGCCGUGGACAAUACAACCGAUGGAGAUGUUGGCCGUGUUCUUUGCUUGGCCAUGUCUAUGCUCGGUUUCCUGAGCUCCGCUUCGGCGUGGUCGUCUAUCUGGGACCCUGCCGAAAUGCUCGACCUGAUCCAAAAUUUGCGCACCGCACUGUCUGAGAAACUGAUGAUUGCGGUCGAGGCUUCCGUCUCGAAUGUCUUGUAUGGAAGCAACUCCAAGCGGAUGCUCCGGGAAUGGCGCCGUCAUGCCAAACAUUACGCUGCCAUGGGCCGUCCUCUCGGUGCUCUCAUCCUUCAUCAUGGCCUCAUGCAAGUUGUUGUCGCAUGCACGGCGACCGUUGCUACCCCUUCUGAGCUGGACUCCAACAAGCCUGUUUUGGAUAGACUUCAAAACGCCCAGGCACUGCCUCAGCUUUUGGAUACGGGGGCCCAAAAUCUGCUCGAGAAUGUUGCUGGAAUUGCCGAGGAAGAGCUUGAGCGGAUCAACGCCGACUCGGAGUAUGUGAAGCGUGUAGGAACGGUUUGGCAACAGCAUAUUGCCCACGCCGUCCUAGCCGAUGCCCUUGUCACGUACCUGUGCUGCGCCGUGCUCAACGAAGAGAUUGCCGACUCCGAAAAGCUUAUGGACGUGCUGGAGUCCACCCUCUCAGACGACAUCCUUGCAGCCGAUGAGAUCCUGGCUUGCGUUGUGCUGAAGAGUAUGUCGGUCUUGGGCAAAUCCUCGCCUGAUCACGCAUCUCACCUGAGCAAGUCUUUGCCACGCAUAAUCGUCCAGGGUGGAUUGAAGGAGGGCACUUCAGCCGUUGCUGCCGAUUGCCUGGCCAGUGUUCUCAUGCAUCUUCCACAAGACGCUGUCAUCACGACAUUGUAUAGCCUUGGUAAUGUUCUUAGUGGAAAGCAAGCGCCGGAUCGCACGAAUACUGGCCUGUCUCAGCUCAACGGAAGUGCAAAAACCAACGGUACCUUGCAAACACAGCAUCAGGCAGGCAGUAGCAUUUCACUAGCUCCUGCUGAUGUCGACGAACCUUCGCAUGUCUAUGCUACUGUUAUUCAAACCAUCGUCGGCGUGGCUUGCCGAUGCAAAGAUCAAAAGAUCUCUGAGCUUGCACUUUCGAUGCUGGUUCAGAAGAUUGGCAGGGUCAGCAUUUCUGUCGAUGCCAUAAUCAUCAUCGAAAGUUCCUUGCUUGGCGCUCAUUCCGGUCCAGGAGAGCUUAGAGCUCUUCUCAAACUAUACUCUAGACUCGCUCGCGAUGCGAUUGUCCAAGACAACCAUGUGCUUCUGGACGCGGUCAUGAGAGGAAGGUGCCAUCUCUCCAAGGAGUUCAAAGUUGGACAGCCACUGUUUGAUGUCUACUUACAGUACGUGCUUGACGAUAUUGUCAGCAAGGGUGAUGCACAUGGUCCUGAGGCCACUCCCAUGGCGGAUACCGAAGUCGCCGCCCAGGAAAUUGCACAGCUUCUGAAUCCGCUUGCGAUCUUGAUCUCCUCCAAUGCUGAAGGCCCGGAGGAGUACAUCGAGGACGAAGCUAUCGUCAGCCUGCAACGAGAUGCGUGGUUCAACGUUGCUGUCCACGGGUUCAGUUUGACCUCACCCUUGGGCAAGAGAUACCUCAACGAGCUUCGGAUACUUGCUCAACAUAGCAAGCCUUUGGUUUCCGAAUCCCGGGCCGAUCAGCUUGAGAGCGAUGUGGAGCUCAACACUGUUCUCAGACGUGGCAAGAGCGCGGAGCAUAUCGUCGAACAGAAACGCCGUCUUCAGGAACUGCUCCCCGCGUGCGAAGUAGACAUCAAAUCGCUAGGUUACCCUGAGGUUGUCUUCCUUAACACGGUGCAUCUCGUCGAGGGUCUUCGUGCUAGCACUGGCGACUGCACAAAGACGCUGACAUACUUUUUGGAUCCCCGGCUCCGCAACAAGGAAAUGGGUAACUGUAUGGUGGCUAUUGCCGAGGCAGGUGUUCGCUCAUACCUGAAGAAAACUGUCUCAGGCGGGUUCCAGUCCUUUUCUGCUCCCUACGUAGCCCAACAGCUUGCCAUCUUCUUCACCGGCUGCUGUCACAGGGUUCUGCAGGCACAAAAGGUUGCUAUCCACUGUGCCGACAUUAUCAUUCAGCAGGUACCAUCUGCUCUCUGUCAGCGCGCUUCGCUCUUUGCUCUCCUCGAGCUUCUCAGCAUGAUGUGGAACAGCUGUCUUGAGAAGGAGAUAGAUGAGUAUGGGUGGUCCUCGACCUUCAGGUCAUCCAGGGAGAACAUCUCCAUCGAGCUUUCGGACAACUACAGCUUCCGCAGGAACACAUUGAUCCAGCUUCAGAAUCGGGCCAGAGUCUGGGUUUUGAGCGUGAUGGACAUUGCUCCGCUCGAUAUCAAGGGACUCCUGCAGACCUAUCUAUCGGAGUACGAUGACGACGGUGCCUACGGGCAUGUCUCUCUUGGACGGUCGUUCGCACUGGAGAUGGGCUCCGUCAUUCCAUCGACGGACCAGCGCCUCGGUGCCAUUGACAGAGAAAGAGAGCUGAACAUCAACACAGCGUCCGACUUCGUUGCUCAGUACACCAACCGCCAAGAGUACCGCUACGUGGAGCCCAUGACGGACUUUAACGAUGACUGGAUUCGCUUCGGCAACGAUUCUGAUCCUUUGAUGCGCCGCAACAAGCAAUACGACCGCAGCGUAGAGGAUGCGCGAAGGGUGCUUCUUGACUUGGAGCAACGCACCUUGAGCCGCAAGCAUGUUUCGAUCGCAGAGCUUCGUGAUGCUCUGAGGCGAGCUGCUGCUCUUCUUUGCAGGAGUCCAAAGGACGAAUGUGCCAUUGCCCACCACGUUGUUGGGAUUCCUUUCGCCGUGUUUAACAAACAGUCCAUCAAACUCGGUAUUUCCUUGUGGCUUAGCAUCAUCAAAGAAAACCCACGCAUGGAAUCCAGAAUCCUUGUCGAGAUCGCUGAGAACUUUGAAAAGACGGUUCGGCGGAGACUUGGCCUCUUUGAUGAGCAUUUCCACCACCCGGAUCCUUUCUUCGUCAAGCAAGAAUUCGCCCAAUCGGAUCGGAAUGCUAUCAUGAAACGCCAGCAGCACGCCUACAACCUAAUUGCUCCUCAUUUCCGGCUUCUGCAAUUCCUUGAGAGUCAUUUCAGCGCAACACGCCUUGGGAGCCCACACGUUGAGCGCGUCUACCAUCGUCUCAUGCACAUCACUUUGUCGGCAAUGAGCCACACCACAAACCAUCCUUUGACGCGUGAGGCUCACUUCCAUGUUGUUCUUCUCGGUCUACGCAUUCUUCAGUACAGUACCGGUUCCAACACGUCUGGCCAGUGGAGGUUGAAGGACCGCAUCCUCUCUGCCGCCUUGGCAUGGUUCAAGGAUAGGCCGAGGUGGUCUUUCGGCGGCAACCGUUUGCAAAUCAAAGCGGAAGCUCAGGUUCUGGUCGAUAUUCACAACGCCCUCCAGAACGUUGCCGGGAUUGGUCUGAACACCAAUGGGCCCAGGAAGAGUCUGCACGCCAAGCAGGAGUUGCUGUUGCUCCUGCUCGCCAGCGAGCAUCAGCGUCUGAUGGUCUGGCUGUUCCCUCUGGAGCAGGACAGGCGCCUCCACCUGAUGCCUGGUCACUCGGGAAAGCCUCCUACCGACGCAGUCUUGUCUGGUCUACUCAAGACAGCUUGGACCGAGGAUCCGGCUAUUGCGGUGCAAUUAGUUUUCAGGUUCAACUCGCUGAGGCUGGCGACCGAGGUCCGUUUCUUGGUUCUCAACUUCCCUGAGAAGGUACUGGACCAGCCAGAUGCUCUGGAGGUGCUUCUUGGGAAGUCAUUACCCGAUGAUGUCUCGUUCCAGCUCAAGUAUCUGAUGUACUGGGCCCCGGUCAACCCGAUGACUGCCAUCACGUAUUUCCUCCCUGCAUAUGGUAAUCACCCGUUCAUCAUCCAGUAUGCUAUGAGAGCAUUGGAAAGCCACUCGGUCGACAUCACUUUCUUCUACGUCCCGCAGGUUGUGCAGACGCUUCGUUACGACGUCCUUGGCUACGUUGAGCGCUACAUCAUCGAGACGGCCAAGUUCUCCCAGUUGUUCGCCCAUCAGAUCAUCUGGAACAUGAAAGCAAAUGCGUUCAAGGACGAGGACUCCUUGAUUCCUGACCCUGUCAAGCCGACCCUUGACGUUGUCAUGGCAAGCCUCGAGAACAGCUUCAGCCCCGAGGACCGUGAAUUCUACGAGCGCGAAUUCACUUUCUUCAACGAGGUCACGGGUAUUUCUGGCAAGCUCAAGCCCUUCAUCAAGAAGAGCAAGCCGGAGAAGAAGCAAAAGAUUGAGGAGGAACUUCGCUCGAUCAAGGUCGAAGUUGGCGUGUAUUUGCCCAGUAACCCAGACGGUGUUGUCGUUGGAAUUGAUCGGAAGUCUGGUAAGCCCCUGCAGAGCCACGCAAAGGCUCCGUACAUGGCGACUUUCCGCAUCCGCAAGGAGAGGACUGAGAUCCUACCGGUGGAGGAAGACGGCAGCGAUGAAGGGAAGAAGGAGGAGGACUACUACGAGGUAUGGCAGUCGGCCAUCUUCAAGGUCGGAGACGACUGUCGUCAGGACGUGUUGGCGCUGCAGAUGAUUUCGGCUUUCCGCGGCAUUUUCAACGACGUCGGCUUGGACGUGUAUGUCUUCCCGUACCGCGUCACGGCCACUGCGCCCGGCUGCGGUGUCAUCGACGUCUUGCCCAACUCCAUCUCUCGUGACAUGCUUGGCCGCGAAGCAGUCAACGGGCUCUACGACUACUUCGUCUCGAAGUACGGUGGCGAAGACUCGAUUCGCUUCCAAGAAGCCCGCAACAACUUUGUCAAGUCGAUGGCGGCGUACAGCAUCAUCUCAUACCUGCUCCAGUUCAAGGAUCGCCACAACGGUAACAUCAUGAUCGACGACGCCGGCCACAUCUUGCACAUCGACUUCGGAUUCUGCUUCGACAUUGCACCGGGAGGCAUCAAGUUCGAGCGGGCGCCGUUCAAGCUCACGCAAGAAAUGGUGGCCGUCAUGGGCGGCUCCACGGAUUCGCAGCCGUACCGAUGGUUCGAGGAGCUGUGCAUCAAGGCGUUUCUGGCGGCGCGCCAGCACUGCGAGCACCUGGCGCACAUCGUCAUCGUCAUGCUGGACAGCGGGCUGCCAUGCUUCAAGCCCGAGACGGUCCAGCACUUCCGCGAGAGGUUCGUGCUGGACAAGACGGAGAGGGAGGCGGCAGACUUUAUGCGUUUCUUGAUCAAGAAGAGCUACAACAGCCUGUCGACGGGACAGUAUGAUAGGUUCCAGCUGCUGACCAACGGCAUUCCGUACUAG